Molecule: messenger RNA, 1260 nt
Organism: Saccostrea cuccullata (small rock oyster)
Lineage: Eukaryota; Metazoa; Mollusca; Bivalvia; Ostreida; Ostreidae
Exons: 2
Coding region: 94-1014 (306 amino acids)
Cellular component (GO): extracellular region
Source: RefSeq, a predicted model, not a curated record
CCUCAUGUGAUUUUUGUUGCUCCUGAAAAGACAAGAGCCAUUAAAUUAAUUGAAACAAUUAAACAUAUACUAACAGAGGCAGGUAAAAGGAUAAUGCAAGCCCAAGUUUUGUCUGCUGUAGUGAAAAGAGUGAACAUAGCUAGAACAAUAAAUAAUGGACAGAAGUAUAUAACUGAUCUCAAAUACGUAUAUAAUGGAAGGAUUGCUGUUUCUGUUGAAAACACUAAAGUCACCAAUCCUUCUUGCCUAUUUAGAGAUGAUUCUAUUCCGUUUCUCUCUACCCAUGGAUCCUGUUUGUGUGUAUAUACAGAUGGCAAUUCAUAUGCGAGGUUCUUUUUUUGGAAUAUUUGUGAUAGAUCAGUGAAGAAAUGUACAAGAAGUUUUACCUAUACAAGUUAUCCUCUGCCAGGUCAAUUAUAUGAUUCUGAUAAGAUCUACAGUGUUUGGCCUUUGCCAGUUGUAGAUAAAAGUGGAUACACAAAGUGGCCAGAUGAACUAACUCGUGGAUACACACCAAAUGGAUUAGCAAUGUGCAAAUCUGGAGCCAUUUUGGUUUGUCUUUGGAACCAACAAGUGCAUAAGCGUUCACAAGGUAAAGUGCUCAAGUUAUCUAAUGAUGGAUGUAAACUGUUUGAAAUGGAAACCGAUAAAAAUAGGCCCCUUUUUGUCUGUCCAACGUACGUAACAGAAAACGGCAAUGAAGACAUCUGCGUUUCUGAUGUGAACGCGGUGGUCGUCACGGACGCGGGAGGCUUUCUGAGAUUCCGGUACACAGGAACACAGAGUGAUCCACAAUUUGAUCCAUACGGUAUCUGUUGUGAUUCCAAGAAUAACAUCAUUGUAGCCGAAAUGGUGAAAAACAGAAUUCAUAUGAUUGAUCCGAACGGUGAGCUGCUUCACUACAUUAAAUAUAAAGACAUGCACAUGCCACGCGUCCUCUGUAUAGACGAGCAUGACAAUCUGUAUAUUGGGGAAUGGUUGUCUGAAGAAAUCAAAGUACUCUCACUUCAAUGACAAAAAAUAUUUUUAAAAUUCUAUUAUAGGGUCACAUUGCUUAGGAUAAAUGUAUGAAUAUGUAUCAUUUGUAUAAUUAUGACUGGAUAUACACUGUGAAUCAUUCGAAUGAAUGUGCAUUUUACGGAUUAUAAGAUUAUAACUUGUAAUGUAAAUGUCUUUUGUACCUGUCUAUCUCCUUUACUAUAUAAUAGAUUAGAAGAUUGAAAGAGAAAUUAGUAUGCACUAUUUCUACCUAUUCUGCAA